CGGCGGUGCAGGUGCUCUGUCUCUUCGGGAGAGGAUGCGGAUGGAAGGACGGGGGAGGGAAGGGAUGAAGGGAAACGCCACGAGGAAAGAAAAUAGGAUAUGAAAAGGGGCUUUUACUAAGAGACUGUGAGGUGCAAGGUCGAAUAUGAGAGAUUGGUUGAACGGGGCACUUUGCGUGGUAAUAGCUGGUCGGCAAUAGUACUAUGAUUUGGUAUGUGGCCACUCUGAUAGCAAGUGUAUUCAGCACCAGAGGAACGGCCGCUCAAGGUUCCCACGGAGUGAGAGAGGAGCCCCGGUUUGUGACGGCGCGCGCCGGUGAGAGCGUGAUCCUGGGGUGUGACGUGUCCCCUCCCCUGGACGGCCAGCAGCCCCCAUAUGUGGUGGAGUGGUUCAAGUUUGGAGUGCCGAUUCCCUUCUUUAUCAACUUCCGCUUCUACCCUCCUCAUGUGGAUCCAGAGUACACUGGUAGAGCCUCUCUGCACGGGAAGGCUUCCCUACAGAUUGACCCGGUGCGCUCCGAUGACCAAGGCUGGUAUGAGUGCAGGGUCCUGAUGCUGGAGCAACAGUACGACACCUUCCACAACGGCAGCUGGGUGCACCUCACAGUCAACGCCCCACCUUCAUUUACAGCGACGCCGCCACAGUAUGUGGAGGCGAAGGAAGGGGGAAGCACUCUGCUUAGCUGCUCUGCCCAGGGAAAUCCCAAACCAAUAAUCAGCUGGCUGAGGGAAGGGGAGGAGCUUGCGACCGACACAAAAUAUUCGGUACAUGAUGGCAGUCUAACCAUCCUGGGCAUCACUAGAGAUGACAGAGGGGCGUACACAUGCCGAGCCUACAGUGACCAGGGAGAGGUGCUCCACACUACCCGUCUGUUGGUUCAAGGGCCUCCAUUCAUCGUCUCUCCACCAGAAAACCUCACAGUAAACAUAUCCCAGAACGCACUCUUCACCUGCCAAGCGGAGGCGUAUCCUGGCAACCUCACCUACACCUGGUUCUGGGAAGAGGAUAACGUCUACUUCAAGAAUGAUCUGAAGCUUCGAGUGCGCAUUCUCAUCGACGGCACGCUUAUCAUCUUCCGGGUCAAGCCGGAGGAUGCUGGGAAAUACACCUGCAGUCCGAGCAACAGUCUCGGUAUCUCGCCUUCGGCAUCAGCCUACCUGACUGUUCAGUACCCUGCCCGAGUGAUCAACAUGCCCCCCGUCAUCUACGUCCCACGGAAACUGCCUGGCCUCAUUCGCUGCCCCGUGGACGCCAACCCACCUGUGACAUUAGUGAAGUGGGAGAAAGACGGCUAUCCCCUCAGAGUGGAGAAGUACCCUGGUUGGAGCCUGACACCAGACGGAAGUAUCCGGGUGGAGGAGGCCACAGAAGACUCCCUGGGCACCUACACCUGUGUGCCUUACAACGCCCUGGGUACCAUGGGCAUGUCCCCCCCUGCCAAUUUGGUGCUAAAGGAUCCCCCUUACUUUAACGUGAGACCUGGAGGGGAGUACCGUCAGGAAGCUGGGAGAGAGCUUGUUAUCCCCUGUGCGGCCUCUGGAGACCCUGACAUACCUGCCAUCACCUGGAGAAAGGUGGGGAAGCCAAGCAAGAGUAAGCACAACAUCCUACCCAGUGGCAGCUUACAGUUUCUGUCUCUCAGCAAGGAGGACCACGGAGAAUGGGAGUGUGUAGCCACCAAUGUGGUCACAAGCAUCACUGCCAGCACACGUAUCCUGGUCAUCGGCACCAGCCCACACGCUCCUGGUAAUAUCCACGUAUUGCCCUCAACAACCUCUGCUAAUGUGUCCUGGGAACCAGGAUAUGAUGGCGGCUUCGAACAGACGUUCUCUGUGUGGUAUGGUCCAGUGUCAAAGAGAACCGACUUCGGUCCUCAUGACUGGCAUUCGAUGCCAGUUUCUGGUGCUCAGACGUGGUUGGUGGUGCCGGGGCUGGAGGCCGGGACAGAAUACCAGUUCAGUGUGCUGGCACAAAACAAACUGGGCACGGGCCCAUUCAGUGAAGUUGUGACAGUCAACACUGCAGGCUCUCCUCUGGGUACCCCAGAACCACUAGUGCUUCUUACUCCACCACGGUGCCUCACAGCCAACCGCACGCAGCACGGUGUUCUCCUCACAUGGCUCCCUCCAGCCAACCACUCCUCACCCAUCGACCGAUAUAUCAUAGAGUUCCGCCUCGGGGAGAGGUGGGAGGUUCUGGAUGACCUAAUCCCAUCCACUGAGACCGAGCUCAUAGCCAGAGACCUGAUUCAGGAGUCCUGGUACGAAUUUCGAGUGAUGGCUGUCAUGGAUGACCUAAUCAGUGAGAGCAGCAACGUAGUGGGAGUGUCUAGCACGGAUCCCUUCCCCCCUGCAGAGUUGCCUGAUGAGGGGCUGGCACGGCCAGUGGUGGCGGGGGUUGUGGCGACUAUCUGUUUUCUGGCAGCGGCAGUCCUGUUCAGCACUCUAGCAGCUUGCUUUGUCAAUAAGCAACACCGUCGCAAACUCAAGCGUAAACCAGAUCCUCCCUUGUCGGUGACACACUUCAGGAAAAGCAUUGAGUCACCGCCUCCUCUCACCCCCUUGCCAGGGGUAGAGCCCUGCUGGGAUGAGCCUGCCAGGAGCAGUUUCUUGCCCUCGCCUGCCAGCCCCCUGUUGUCAUCGGGGAAGAUAAGUCCUGAGAGCUCUCCGCCAUCUCGGCCCCGCUCUCUUUCUUCAGAUGGUUCCCAUGGCCCAGGCCUCUAUGUCAGGAAGCUGCCUAGCCCUCUGAGAGAACGAGACAAAGAGCUCUCCUUCUAUAAGAAAACCAAGCGUGCCAUAGCCAGCAAGAAAUACAGUGUGUCCAAGUACGAGGCAGAGGUCACCACGCCCAUUGAGCUGAUAAGCCGCGGCCCUGAUGGCCGCUUCAUCAUGGAGAGCCCACCGCCCCGCCGCAUCCAUGGCUUCCCCUUCGCAGAGGAGUCUGACAUGUACCCAGAGUUCCGGCAGUCUGAUGAGGAGAAUGAUUUUGACCCCGGGCCUCUGCCGCCCAUCAUGCCCACGCUGAGGCCCCAGCUCUCCCCAACGUCCUCCAGCCUGGAGUCAACGCAGCCCCCCAACUACAGCCCCCGUCUACACAGGGCCAUGGAAGGUAUGAGCUUUGCAGAGGGCAGUGCACUUCACGCCUCAGGGCAGGCCCCGGCCUCCCGCUACAGGGGCUUUCCCCAGGGCCCAUUCUAUGGGUAUCUAGGCAGCCGCAUUGAAUCAGGGAUUCCACCACCAUUCUACAUGCCUGACAUCAGCCCGCGUAGCUCGGCUCUGUCCUCCCCACCAGGCACCGCCGAGGGGCCCUAUGGUUACCCCUCCAUCCCCGAGGAGAGUGGAGAGAUGGAUCACCAUCAGUACAGUGCCUCUGGCCAUUCUAUGUCUCACAUACACAGCCCUCCUCGCUCUCCUGAUAGCUGGCAUCCUCAUGAAUUACCGUUCCUGGGUCUAGAGGGUCCAAGGUUCAUAUACCCACCUCACCAUUCCUUACAUCCUUCCCAGAAUCUCCCUGAUCCACCCCCAUACCCUCCUCACUCUCUCCCCUCCAGUCGCCUGCACCUCUCUUCCCUAAAGGAUCCAACAAGCCCCGGACUCCUGCAGCUGGAGGUCCCUGUGGCUCCCCCAGGCAGAGACAGGUCCCUGGGGCCUCCGGUUAGGCGUUUAGCUAUGCAACAGGCCCAGAGUCUCGGCCUACUCAGACACACGGCCCACGGUGUGGGUGUACCAGUGUUGCCUUACCCUGACCCGGCAGCCCGUGCAGGGAGCCCAAGCACAGCCCCCAGUAGUAGCCCUCAGUCCUGGCUCAGUCCGAGGGCGGGGCGCCGGGCGGACCCCAGCCUACCCCCGCUAGUACUCCAGCCCUCGCGCCUCUCUCCACUCUCCCAAAGCCCUCUUAGCACCCAGCCGGGUUCCCCAGAUAUUCUAGUGCGGCCUCCUCCGCGCCCCAGCAUCCUCCGCACCUCUCGGUCUCUGGAGAUGCAUGAAAUCACCCUGCAGCCCUCGGUCAGUUUCUCCCGGCGGUCCUCCCUGUCAGCCUCUCCCACACAGAGCCAGGGCGUCAUGCAACCCAGCCCCAGUUACCACGCCCACAUGUCCUAUGCCUCCACAGCAGCCAGUUACCCCUCCCAGUCUCCCUCUCCCCCUCUGGAGGGCAGGGAUGUUUUCGGGCAGAGGCCAUCCCAGAGAAGGACAGAGGAGGAGAUGCUACCCUCAGAGCCCUCUCAGCUCCAGAUAUCAGCCUCAGGGGAGCCUUUAGGUGCGUCUGGUGAUCCUGCCGGGUCUGAGAGCUUACCAGCACUGCUUCACCACUGUAUUACUAAAGCCAAGGGAGUGGCUGCCAACAACAAUAACAACACGAACUCCGGAAGGAGAACAGGUGCGUGUCCCUCUCAGACCCAGCAGCAACCUCAGACACCCCAAGAGGGACAGGAUCUCCACAGAAAGAGGAAAAGGCAAAACAAGAAGAACCCCUAUAUCUAUUUAACCUCCUUCCUGCACCGCAAGCAGUCUGAGGAGGACCAGACAGGCAUACUGGCCAGUGCAGACUCCGAGGGCCCAAAUUAUGGGACUCUUCGCUGACCCGUGGGCACACCAAGCCAUUGGACUCGACUAGACAGACCCCACCUCAGCCCUCCCUUCUCCACCCCGGUCUCUAGCUAAUGCAUUUCUCAUAAUCUCCAAAAGUUCAUCGGUGUUUGGGGAGCGGGAAACAUCCUCCUGAAUACUCUGGGGGUUGUAAAACUUAUUUCAAGACAAGAACAAUGGCUUUUCUGAGUUGCCCACCACUACUUGUCUCGGAAGAAUUUCACUUGAAAAUGCUCUGAAAAUAUAUAAUGUAUAUAAAUAGUAAAAACAAGGGAAUUAAGCUUCCUUCUGAAGUAAUAAAAAUGUGUUGGUUGAGUAUGUAACAACACGUUAAAGAUUUUUCACUCACUGGUCAUUGAGGGGUCCAUAUCUUUAGGUUUUCCAGUGAUAUCGUGUACUGUGAAGCCUGGUGCGUCCUCGGACAUGGACAUGAGUCUACCUUUCCUACAAUACAAAUAGUGUCAGUAAUUAAACACAGGGUUCUACCACAAAAUAUACCUCAGAGUAAACGCAGAGUUGCUGUAAUUCUUGUGGUAUACUGUACAUACUUUACCUUUUUACAGAUAAAACUUAUGAACAAAAAGGUUUUUAUCGCACUCAUUCAAACGGAUAAUAUGGCCUACCGUUAUCUGAUUAAGAAGCUUUUUACUCCCAGUAGUAGCUGGCAUUUUGCGUUGAUUUUCACCCAUCCAAUGCCAACCAUUAGAGAACUGUCUUAAUUGUGGUGCUUGAUGGCUCAGAGUGUUUACACUUCUCAUUAUAGCACCGAAUCAAGAUUAAGAUCCUUCAUGAGAGAUCCCAAAGUAAUUUGGGACUUCCACGCUCACCAGAUUUUGGUAUUGUAGGGUUAGAAGAAAAGGGUGAUGAAUUGUGUGUACUGUUGUAUGUAGUUCAUUAUUAAGGAAUAAUUUGUGAAACGUGGCACGUCUCGAGGUGCCUUUUUUGCCUUUUCUCUCUUGUUUUUACAAACAUAAACUGCCUUUUCCUUCGCCUUCUCAUAUUUGUCUCUUCUGGCUGCAGGGAGGGGGGAGGGGGGGACUCCAAUAUUAUGUUUUUUUACUUUCUCUGCCAAGGACACAAAAUUCUACAGAGGAUGCAUAACUCUUGUUUUUUUUUUCAUUUAUAUUUUAAAUGGCUACUUGCGACAACUGUGUAUAUCCGAGUACUACGACAGAACCAGAAUACCCAUACCAACACAAAUAUAGAGACGUUUAGAUUCAGAACAGGCAUAUAAAUACAAUGAAUAUAACUUCAGUGGAAAACUACAGAAGUACUGUGCAUGAGUUUUCAUGCGGAAAGAACAAACCAGUAGAGUAAGGAUGUUAAUGUUUAACAACAGAUGUUCGAGGAGAAUGUGAUUGCUUCACAAAGCUGUUAACAAGCAAUGGGACAUAUUCAAACAAUGGCCACCCUGACUGUUUAUCUUUAACAACUGUAUAUUACGUGCUAGCUGCUUCUCUGUACGUUUGUUAAUUUUUCGACACUAACCGAUAAUGAAUGUAUGUUUUUGCUGUACAGGAAAUGAAUGUCCCGAUGUCACAGUACAUUGAAUGACCCAUUACGUUGUUUAUAGUGCGAUUGGUGAGAUGACCAGUGAGCACAUUAAGUCCAAAUUGUUUAACUUCUCCGUGUUAUUCCUGUACGCGGUAAUAACAGGCCCGCACAGGUUCUGAGCCAAGCUCCCUUUCUUCUGACGGCUCCAAAAUCAACUGAUUCCCUUUUACUGCUAAUGCUAAUUCAAUCACUCAAAGACAAAUCAGAUACAUUUCCAUCUGCUUCUAACAAAUCAAAGGUUUCUCCGGCAAAUAUCCACAUGAAUGAAUCGACUCAAUGUCUGCUUACUGAAAUCUCUUUUGACAAGUGAGCGAGUGAUGGUUGCCUGAAAGUGAGCGUCAAAGUGCAUAUUCUACUUUAGAAAAUUGGUUUCAUGUAAGAUACGAGUACAAAUAUAUAUAUAUUUGUUAUGUACUGUACAUGGUAUGUAUUGUAUUUGUAAAGAUAACUCAAACCAUGUUUUACAGGAAGACGUUCUUGUAUGAGGAUGUGUAAAAAGACGGGUGAGGAUCCCAAGGAAAAAUAAAUUAGAUUAUAUAUCUAAAAGUUUUUGCUUACAGUACGUUUUAAGUGAAUAAUGUUUCUUAAACAUUUUAUGGUGCCUCAUUUGUUAUACUUUAGCAGACAUUAUUUUAUCUGAGAAGAAAAGAAACCUUGAUGUUACCGUACAAUGUAUUAUUGCCAUAGCCCGCUGGCUGCACAAGUUAAGUAGUAUUUUCUCUGAUGUAUAGUACGUGAAUGCCCAUUUGGAAAAAGCUUCAGAAGCAGAAGUGUGUUGCCCUCUAUAAUAAUAUUCCUGGAACAAAGUAAUACUGUAUUUUACCCGUUCAUGAGCACACGUGUAGAUUCACUCCAGAUCGUUCGCCUUCAGGUGUCCAAAGCAAAUACACUGAAGGAAACUUUUUUCUAAGAGUCACAGACAUGCUAUAGUCAAUAUACAAGACGUGGUGUGGAGGAAGUUGUGUUUACAUUAGUUUGAUAAAGAAAAGUGUGUUAGGGUAUAGUUGCUUUCAACAUUACGACUUGGUGCUAUGUUUAACUUUGUGGUGCUGUAGAAUAGAGGUCUGAAGAUUUUUUGUUUUGUUUUCUGUUUCCAUGAGCAACUCUUUCGGCCCUGUGUGUUUGAGCAACUAGCUCCAGUAGACACUAAGUCCUUAUCAUAACAGUAUCAAUGAUGUGAUGACAGUGAUAAAAAAUAUUGGAAAAAUAGUAUAACCUCAAAUAAUAGAGACUUGUGACAUUCAAAUGAACUCAAGAUGACCGGUUUUCUAUAGUGUGUUUGCAAUGUCUGUGUGUGCUUCCAAGGUACCCUCUCUAAAGCAUAUGUGUGAUGAUAUUAGGAAUAUUAACCCAGCCUAAAAGGUGAAACAUAACCUGGUUUAGAUUAGUACACAACCACAAGUCACGUGGGAGAGGAAUCUAAGAGCAUCGUCAGGUCACAAGGGGAAUUUUCCUACACAUUUCCUGUAGGUCUACCAUCUUUGGUUAACGGCACUAUUUUUCAAGCACACUAUUUCAAGGGGAACCGUCUCACAUCAGUAGAAUUCCUACUAGUACUGUACAGUUUGGCCAUGUGUAGUCAUCAGACCACAUUUGUAUUUAUUGCUGAUCCUCCUGGUAGAAAGGUAUUGUGAACGCUCAUACAUCCCCUCCGGGCUCUUUUUGCAUAUUCAACAGAAACAUGUACAUUGUUAAAGAGGGCUGCUUUGGACGUACUACUGUUAGUUCAAUUUUAUUUGAUUUUUUUCUCAAUUUUUCUGAUUACAGCUUUUAGUGCAUCAGUAGGUGCUGGUAGGAUGAUACUUAGAACUGAUUUGAUUUUUUAUUGUAUUAAUCUUGCAUGUAGUGACAAUACAAAAAAAAAAAAAAAACGCCUAUUUAGCAAUCAUUCAUGGACAUCCGAGCUGGUUGUUAUUGGACGGAAAAUAGAAAUAUGUAGUAUUUUCUAUGUUCUCUGUUUUUUCAUGUGUACCAGCACUGAGAAACUAGAAUGUAUUAUUAUCGUAGGCUACAAUAAGCACUACAUCGUUGACUGUUUUUAGCUAAUGCUCAUACUCAAGCAAACCAAGUAGUGCUUAAAAAGGAAGACAAUUUACUACAUUUCCUUUCAUUUUCAUUUUCAUCCACUGAACUCUGUGCUGUACAUCACAUGUUUACAUUCUGUAUCAUAUUUUGUUUUUUGUACAUGAUUUGUCUCCAUAGUAUUCUUUAAGUUGUCUACAAUGUUCAUAUGUAAAUAUUUCAAACCGUUUUCUUUUUUACUUUUUACUCUGUUUUAGAGUGAUAACCUGAUGUUUCUUUUUUUUCUGUCAAUUUUCAGACUUGUCAUUCUGUUCUGUCACUGCAUCAGGUGUUACGCUUCACUUACCUUUUUGUACGCAAUUAACUCAUACUGUAUGGUGCUGUACCAAAGCCUUAUGUAUAAUAUUUGUAUUACUUUCUCUCUCGUUUGCCACUGCUGUCCAGUGAAUUCUGUAUCGUCCGAGAUCAUGUCUUACUCACUCUUCAUGUUCAACUGCCAUGGAUCUCGUUGCUUUAUUGAGUAAACAGAAACCUGAACAAACUAUAAUGUAAAAAGAUUCUGGCCUGUAACGUACUGGCCUGGAUAGUGACAGUCGCCAUCAAAAGCCUUUAUAGGGAAAACUGCACAGGCUCAGUCCUGGUGGCUCAUCAUGACGUAGACGUGGGCCUGGCCCAUGAUCCACGCUCCUGUAUAUGGCAUGUCUAUGAGAAUAUGA
Messenger RNA from Cyclopterus lumpus (lumpfish), 8878 nucleotides. RefSeq names its product immunoglobulin superfamily, member 9Ba (gene igsf9ba). Bases 204 to 4580 code for a protein of 1458 amino acids. Gene Ontology annotation, biological process: cell-cell adhesion. NCBI's taxonomy places the organism in Eukaryota, Metazoa, Chordata, Actinopteri, Perciformes, Cyclopteridae. The transcript is spliced from 21 exons. Gene Ontology annotation, molecular function: protein binding. The record is from RefSeq and is a predicted model, not a curated record.